AUGGUGGCAAGCUGCCAGAAGGCAGCCUGGCGGCUGGGUGUCUUCCUCGCCAUCUCUGCCCUCGCGCUUGUUCUCCAGCACUCCCGCGUUGUCGCGAGUAACAAAGCUAGCGAUCUUGUGUCGUGGCUGGAGCGCCGCCGUCACCGCGCGGCGCCGCCUCACGGCAAGGCUUCUGGGGGCGCGGGGCGAGGCAACACAAGCGGCAUUGUGAACGGCGACAACGCUAAAACGCCUUCUGCGGGGGGGGCAGCGGCGGGCUCGGCGAGUGCGCCAGGGGGAAAAGCCGCUGACUCGCGGCACAAAAAGCCGUCGCCCAACCAUGCGGCCGGAGGCGCUCCAGCGGCAGCGGGCAGAACGAACGCUGCGAACGAUCGCCCGAGAGAAGGCGCGGACGAUGCAAGAGGCGGGCGGCACCCGUCGCAGGACUCGGCAGGAGCACGCAGCGACGACAGAGCCUCACUGGGAGGCACGACCAGCGACCACGAACCCGGCUUCACGCUUGUCGGAGAUGCCCUGGCGCGCGAACAAGAACUCGCGUUCCAGUGGAAAGAGCAGCUCCACGGCCACCGGCACCCCAAACUUAUCAAAUCUUUCGCGGAGCAGAAAGCGAAGAAAAUGGUGCUUGUUCUCGACUGGCACACCAAGACAAUCGCGGCGACGAUGAACGGCCGGCGCCCCCAGGAUGAAGACGCCAUGUUGGUGCAGGCCCCUCUGAAAAACUUCCCCAACGCGCGGCUGAAGGCGAUCUUCGAUGGCCACGGAGGCUUCCAGAUCUCCCGACGCUGCGUCAAUGUCGCUCACGAGUAUAUAGGCGCCAUGCCAAACUUGUCGCAAGAGUCGUUCCGCGAGGCGUCUCUCCUCAUGGACGCCGACAUGAGGACCGACCAGCUGAAAGGAGGAUCUACAGGGUUGAUGGUAGCCAUUGAGAAGGUGGACGAUCCGCUGUCUGAAGACGGACUAUACUUCAGGAUAUACGCGGCAAAUGUCGGUGACAGCAGAGGCCUCAUCGUCCACCAGAAUGGAACCUUCACGAUAAUGUCGAGGGAUCACCGACCAACGGCGCUUGCUGAGAGAGAACGAAUUCGGAAGGCAGGCGGCUUCCUGCUGCGCCGUGUCGGUGUGUGGCGCGUUGAAGGGCGACUUGCACUCUCUAGAGCGUUUGGAGAUUUCGCUCUUAAGGACCGCGAUGACAUGGCCGCGAGCGAGCAGAAGGUUGUCGCGCUGCCAGACGUCAUGGUGUUUCGGGCGAGACCCGGCGAUAUAAUUCUGAUGGGUUGUGACGGUCUUUUCGAGCGGCCAGAGAUGAACUGGCAGUUCGUCGCUGAUCUCCUCAACGAAGAGCUCGAGAGGGCAAAAGGAGGUCUGGCAGAAGUGGCCUACCGGCUCUUGGAGAGCGCAUUCAUGCUAGGUAGCCGAGACAACGUUAGCGUCAUGAUCACGAAGCUGACGAAGAAGUCAGUGAAGACUGCAGAAGUCAAACGCUUCGACUACAAUUUCACAGGUGAACGAGUGGUUCUGCCUAGCGACUCGUUGCCUGGAAAGCCGACGGACAACAGAAGUGGUCGGUACGGUGUGGGAAGCGAUAUGCUGGUGACCCUAUUCUAG
This is a messenger RNA of Besnoitia besnoiti, 1605 nucleotides long. RefSeq names its product protein phosphatase 2C domain-containing protein. Gene Ontology annotation, molecular function: protein serine/threonine phosphatase activity. Gene Ontology annotation, biological process: protein dephosphorylation. The record is from RefSeq and is a predicted model, not a curated record. Lineage: Eukaryota; Apicomplexa; Conoidasida; Eucoccidiorida; Sarcocystidae. The coding region runs from base 1 to 1605 and encodes 534 amino acids. The transcript has 9 exons.